AUGAAGAACAUCACCGAAGUCACCACAUUUGUGCUGAAGGGCUUCACAGACAACCUUGAGCUUAAGACCGUGCUCUUCUUCCUAUUCCUGGUCAUCUAUCUCUUUACACUCACUGGAAACUUAGGACUAAUUGCUCUAGUGAUUGGGGAUCCCAAGCUUCACAACCCCAUGUACUACUUCCUGUGUGCAUUGUCUUCUGUGGAUGCCUGCUACUCCUCAGUUAUAACUCCAAACAUGUUAGUCGAUUUUAUUUCCAAAAACAAAGUCAUAUCAUUCUUUGGAUGUGCAACACAGUGCUUUUUGGCUGUUACUUUUGGAACCACAGAAUGCUUCCUCCUGGCUGCCAUGGCCUACGAUCGCUAUGCAGCCAUCUACAACCCACUGCUGUACUCGGUGAGCAUGUCACCUAGGGUCUAUGUGCCUCUCAUCAUUGCCUCUUAUGUGGGCGGAAUUCUCCAUGCCAUUAUACAAACAGUGGCCACUUUUCGCCUGUCCUUCUGUGCAUCUAAUGAAAUCAGACAAAUUUUUUGUGAUAUUCCUCCCCUUCUUGCUAUUUCCUGCUCAGAUACCCAUGUAAACCAGCUUCUCCUUUUCUUGUUUGUGAGUUCCAUUGAAGCUGUCACUAUCCUGAUUGUCCUGGUCUCUUAUGGUUUCAUUCUGUGCGCAAUCCUGAGGAUGAAUUCACCUGAAGGAAGACAAAAGGUCUUCUCUACAUGUGGUUCUCACCUAGCUGCUGUCUUUAUCUAUUAUGGAACAAUUCUCUUCAUGUAUGUACGACCAAGAUCUAGCUAUGUUUUGCAGUAUGACAUGAUAGUGUCAGUGUUUUAUACUGUUUUAAUACCCAUGCUGAAUCCUAUCAUAUACAGCUUGAGGAACAAAGAUGUGAAAGAGGCCAUGAAAAAAAUAUUUGGGAAAAAAACUGGUGUAUGA
Molecule: messenger RNA, 930 nt
Organism: Ochotona curzoniae (black-lipped pika)
Lineage: Eukaryota; Metazoa; Chordata; Mammalia; Lagomorpha; Ochotonidae
Product: olfactory receptor 5T2-like
Exons: 1
Coding region: 1-930 (309 amino acids)
Biological process (GO): G protein-coupled receptor signaling pathway; sensory perception of smell
Cellular component (GO): membrane
Molecular function (GO): G protein-coupled receptor activity; odorant binding; olfactory receptor activity
Source: RefSeq, a predicted model, not a curated record